Messenger RNA from Emiliania huxleyi CCMP1516, 816 nucleotides. RefSeq lists its product as hypothetical. Bases 1 to 816 code for a protein of 271 amino acids. The record is from RefSeq and is a predicted model, not a curated record. The transcript has 4 exons. NCBI's taxonomy places the organism in Eukaryota, Haptophyta, Isochrysidales, Noelaerhabdaceae.
AUGGUCCAAUGCGAGAGCAUGGAAGACUGCGCCGCCUUCAGCUAUACCACUGGCGCCGCAUCAAACUUUUGCGCGCCAUGCGUGACUAAGGACCGAUCGGCGCUCCUCGAUUGGAUGGUCGGGAGCGCUCAGACUAGUCACUACGUCAUGUGCGUGCCGCCCCCACAGAUGAUUGCUGCCGCCCCGCCUGCCGUACGAUACCGACCGGCCUCGCUGGGCCAGAACAUCGGCCCCGAGUGCUCCGCAGCAGCCUUGCUGGGCCAGAACGUCGGCCCGCGAGGUGGGGUGCUAGUCUGGGACCCAUACAUGAGCCUGUUCGACCGCAUCAAGCCCUACCUCUACUACCGCACCGCGCGCCACGUCCGCGUCGACAUCUGGCAAGUCGGCCUCACCAACCGGAUUCUGCAGACCGGCAUUAUAGUUGCCUUCAUCGCCACCGUCAUCACCUCAAACUCGUGGGCGGCUAGCGAGCGGCCGCUUGGCGUGGUGAACGCGUGGGAGGAUGGAGGGCGCUACGGCUUCGCGCCGACUCUCAACCGCUCGAGCGAAUACUACUCUUACUGCGCCAGCCCGGAUCACAACUACGUCUACUCGUCCAACUAUGAGUACAUCAUGCCCGAGUGCCGCAAUCUUCAGCCCGAGGAGAUCGUCACGAAAGGUAUUGGCUCGAUAUCCUUCACAACGUCCAUCAUAGAGACGUACGAGUACUCGUGGGAGUGCGGCAACCAGAGUGCGGCGACGCGCGCCAAAGAAGCCAGCUGUGGCGGCGCGGUUGUGGACCGCACGAACGCGGCGGCUCCUCCCGCAUCGACCUGA